AUGACAGCGAUCCAGGGUCCCACUGGCAGCGAGACGCACUUGGAGAACGGGAAUCGAUUUAUUCUAAAUCAUCCGGCCGAUAAGAAUGCACCGAUCACUCAGGUGAAGACGGUCGAAGCGAAAGAAACGCAUCCACAGACGAGACCGAAAUUUGAGCUCGAGGACCAUCCCAUCGACGAGGUUCGACAGAUCAAGGUCGGGGUGAUUGGAGCUGGACUGUCAGGCAUUACAGCCGGAGUAUUGCUGCCUGCUAAGCUGCCCGGACUGGACCUGAGAAUCUAUGACAAGAAUGCCGACGUGGGAGGCACAUGGUUUGAGAACACGUAUCCCGGCGUGAGAUGCGAUAUCCCUGCGCAUGUGUAUCAAUCCGGAUUCGAGCCCAACACGCAGUGGACGGAGGAGUUUGCCCAGGGCCAUGAGAUCCGCGAGUAUUGGCAGCGUGUCGCUCGCAAGUACGAUGUCUACAAAUAUCUCCGGCCACGGCAGAAGGUGCAGCAGGUGGAAUGGCUCCCUAAAGAAGCCAUAUGGAGGGUUAUUCUGGAGGAUCUGGAGGGUGGAAAGGUCUACGAGGAGAAGCUGGACGUCGUGGUCAAUGCCAUCGGUCACUUCAAUGCAUGGAAACUGCCCGACUACGAGGGCAUCAAUGACUACCAAGGCGAUCUGUUCCAUUCCUCCAACUGGAAUCACAACGUCGACUUGAAAGGCAAAAGGGUCGCACUUAUUGGCAAUGGAGCCUCUGGGCUGCAGGUGCUCCCGUCCAUCCAGCCCGUCGCAGCACACGUGGAUCACUACGCCCGGAAUCGCACUUGGAUAGCAGAUUCGUUUGGCACUACGGGCGUUCGACGACUGGAACCGAAUCUAUUCUCUUCAGAGCAGCUUAAGUCAUUCAAGGACCCGGAGGAGUAUCUGAAGUACCGCAAGAGCGUCGAGCAGGGCUACUUCUCCCGUUUCGGAGCUAUUUUCAAAGACUCGCCCGAGAACAAAGAACUGCGCGAGAAAUGGACCAAGCUGAUGCUGCAACGUGUUAGCAACAAACCCGAACUAGGAGACAAGAUCAUCCCUGACUUUCCUCCCAAUUGUCGUCGUCCUACGCCGGGACCAGGCUACCUGGAGGCGCUCACGAAGGACAAUGUCAGCUACAUCCAGACGCGUAUAAAGAAGUUCACAGGCAAGGGAAUCGUUACGGAAGAUGGAACGGAACGCGAGGUCGAUGUCGUAAUCUGUGCUACAGGAGCCAACGUCGACCACGCGCCUCCCUUUAGCAUCAUAGCGGAUGGCAUCGAUUUGAAAAGCGCAUGGAAAGCUGACGGAUUGUACGGCCAUCCAUACAACUACCUUGGUGUUGCCACACCCGGUUUUCCCAAUCUAUUCUGGAUUGGAGGUCCCCAUUCCACCGGACACAGCGGCAGUGUCCCCAACAGCAUCGAGAAUCUGGUUACCUAUGUCGCCAAAAUCCUGCGCAAGAUCCGCAGCCAGGGCAUACGGACGAUGCAGCCUUCUAAAGCGGCCACAGACGACUUUGUAGAGUACUGUGACCAAUUCUAUCCGCGGACGGUGUGGAACGAGAACUGCAGUUCGUGGUACAACGGUGGUCGACCUGGAGGGAGGAUUCAUGGUCUGUUUCCUGGGAGUGCAGUGCAUCUCAACUAUAUCCGACGUGACCCGCGGUGGGAGGACUGGGAGUACACAUACACCAACCCCAGUGAAAAUCGAUUUGCUUACUUUGGCAAUGGGUGGAGGCAACGAGAGUUGGACAGUGAGGCUGAUCUGACGCCGCAUCUGAAGAAGCCAGAGACGAUUGAUCUCCGGUCAUAUCUCGAGGGUUGGUGGGAUGUUUGA
Molecule: messenger RNA, 1839 nt
Organism: Aspergillus thermomutatus
Lineage: Eukaryota; Fungi; Ascomycota; Eurotiomycetes; Eurotiales; Aspergillaceae
Product: flavin-containing monooxygenase
Exons: 3
Coding region: 1-1839 (612 amino acids)
Molecular function (GO): N,N-dimethylaniline monooxygenase activity; NADP binding; flavin adenine dinucleotide binding
Source: RefSeq, a predicted model, not a curated record